GUUGCCCAUAAGCAGCUGUUUCCGGAUAUUGCUUUUUUGCAGAGGAGGAACUUGAAACUACAACCCGAUGCAUUCUGGGCCCAAGCAAUGACGACGGGAGCGAAACCUUGCAUGCGUUUCACCUGAAUGCCUCUCCUUCUUUACCGGCUGGAUUACAAGGAAACCCGCAUUUCAUCUUUAGCGGUUCAGCAAAUAGGAAAUAUGACUGAGUGGCAGAGGAAGACACCUUUGGAAUGGUUGACUUAUGUGAAUAAAGAAAUUGAAGUUCUGGCUGCUGAGAAACAGAAGUAUAAAGGAUGGGUUUUAACAGUCGAUCCAGUGUCUGCCAACAUUCUCCUGGCAAAUCCACUUGAGAAUGGGAAAGUGUCUAUUUCAGGCAUCUUGGGGCACGCAGUGCAAGAGGUGAAGAUAUUGUCCGAAGCGUCUGAUGCUAUGAAAGAGAAACUUGCUCACCUAUUCAUGCCUGGAGAAAGCCAAACCUACAGUCAAGAGGAGCUGGAGGACAAGAAAAACAGCUUGAAGAACUGGUUGGAGAAAAACCAUAUUCCUGUAAGGGAGCAAGGAGAGUCACAAACAACACUCUGUGUUGCAGGGGUGUUGACUAUUGACCCACCGUAUGGACCAGAGGAUUGCAAUAGUUCCAAUGAAAUAAUUUUGUCUCGAGUUCAAGGGUUGAUGCAAAGUUAUCUUGGCCUUCAGCAAUGACAGUUGAAGAAUUGGGAUGAAGUUACCUACUUGCAAAACCUAUGCUAACCUUCCCCAAUCUGAUGCCUUCUACAUGGACUACAGAACUCACAUUGGCUGGGGAUUUAUGUGAGUUGUAGUCCAAAUACUUAAGAGGGCUUCUAGUUAUAUCGUGAGGCUGAUCUAUACAAUA
Messenger RNA from Lacerta agilis (Sand lizard), 877 nucleotides. RefSeq names its product gem nuclear organelle associated protein 6 (gene GEMIN6). The transcript is spliced from 3 exons. Gene Ontology annotation, biological process: spliceosomal complex assembly; spliceosomal snRNP assembly. Gene Ontology annotation, cellular component: nucleus; SMN complex. The record is from RefSeq and is a predicted model, not a curated record. Lineage: Eukaryota; Metazoa; Chordata; Lepidosauria; Squamata; Lacertidae. Bases 127 to 705 code for a protein of 192 amino acids.